Acaulospora colombiana is the source of this 843-nucleotide messenger RNA. The record is from the annotation of a GenBank genome assembly. Lineage: Eukaryota; Fungi; Glomeromycota; Glomeromycetes; Diversisporales; Acaulosporaceae.
AUGGAUGGACGAAUAGACGCGAUACACAGCGUUCAGGUCAUGGCUGGGACCAAGCAAGGGGCCGACUUUGACCUUUCACCUGAACAUGUCCACACGAGCUAUCUCCUCAAAACUUUUCAGAAUAAUACCAAGAAUACGUCCUUUGACUCCAAAGGUUGUGAGAAGCGUGCAACUUUCCCAUCGACAAAUUUUACAACUUCCCCCAAGAAGUUACCCAGACAGAAGCAACUUCCUUGCUCGAGCAUGGAACCAAGCUCCUCGAAGAAGGAGACAUCGAAGGCGCUCUCAAGAGCUAUGCCCGCAGUGUUGAAAUCAACAGGACAGCAAGUGGGCUGUUCAAUCUUGGUGUCACGCAUUACCAUCUUAGUAAAUCUUUCAUACGAGCGCAUUCAAGUACUAACAAGCCUCAAGAGCAGUUCGACAAAGCAAUUGAAUGUUGGAAGGCGGCAAUCGAAAUUGACCCUGCAUCUGCUGAUGCGCACACCACAAGUGCAUACAUUAUGUCCCCACCCUCACGGCCUCAAUUGGCACUGGAGCAUCUCCAGUAAGAACAGUAGCAACACUUGUGGCAGCUUACUGAAUAAGGUUACAAGAAUAGCCGCAUCUCUUGCUCCCGAGGAUGGUGAAAUUGCCUUUAAUUUAGCAGCUGUCUUGGAAGCUUGUGGACAACUGGAAGCUGCAUUGGUGCAGUAUAAAAGAAGUCUCGAAUUCAAUGUUGAGCGCGCUGAACAGAAUAUCCGUAAUGUCAGCGCAAAGAUAUUCGGGCAACGGCUAAAAGCCGCAGGCGAGGACCAAACGUCGCCAGGCAGCGGCGAAGCCAACAACAAGAAGGUGUCUUCAUAG